AUGGGCUAUCUUGGUAACCGUGGAGCCUUUGGCCAAGACGCUCCGAGCCCCGGCGCCCCGAUCCCGGGCUACGGCGUCUUUGUCCCACGAUGGCAAGUCCCCUCCCCCGACGGUAGCGGAAAGAUGCUCUCCCUCCGAGGCACGAUUGAGGAGGUGGCGGUCCAGAUGCGCGAUAUACACCCGAGUCUCGACAUUGAUGACCAAUUUGGCAAGAUUGCGAUGCCGGCUAUCGGGAAGCGGGCGAGCUUUGAGGAAAAAGACCGGACGCUCUGUCACAAUUUCAGGGAGGGCAACAGGACGGCUGCGCAUCUUGGUAUCGAUGAUCUGCGGACCCUGCAGGGGAAGCCUGAGAACGGGGCCGGCCCUGCGAAUUGUGGACGGGCCAAAAGCUCCAAGCAGAUUGAUUCAUUCGCAGACAUUGCCGAUGGCGCCCAGCUCUUGUUGUCAAAGUGCAAGGACAAGCUGAACGCCAACCAAGGAAAGGCCAUGACCGUCAGCGGACAGGCUUUCCACAAGGAUAACUGGAACGUUGUUGUCCGAGGCGGCGACAACUGUGAUGAUGCUGGUGUUAACAUGCACCCCAAAGGUUCUCGGACUGUUCAGAGCGUAAGCGUCUUGGAGCAGUCUCAUGCUGUAGCCUAG
Messenger RNA from Colletotrichum orchidophilum, 642 nucleotides. RefSeq lists its product as uncharacterized. Lineage: Eukaryota; Fungi; Ascomycota; Sordariomycetes; Glomerellales; Glomerellaceae. The transcript is spliced from 3 exons. The coding region runs from base 1 to 642 and encodes 213 amino acids. The record is from RefSeq and is a predicted model, not a curated record.